Messenger RNA from Cercospora beticola, 537 nucleotides. RefSeq lists its product as uncharacterized. Lineage: Eukaryota; Fungi; Ascomycota; Dothideomycetes; Mycosphaerellales; Mycosphaerellaceae. The record is from RefSeq and is a predicted model, not a curated record.
AUGGCGAUUCGCUUACGACUUCUGCCUCCUCAACCACCUCGAGUCAACGACAUCGCAAGCACGCCGACGACCUUGAAAGCGAAAGGAAAGGAGCCUUGCAAGGUUUGCUUAGACGAGAAUAGAAUUUGCAGCGCGGUUGAGCAGGGCGAAUAUCCAUGCGAGGCGUGCGUCGACGAUGCCCACCGUGCAGCAGCUUGUUAUCCAAGCAGCGAAGGCCAAGAUCCCACCACAGAACAGCCGACGAGCUUCAAGGAGACUUUCAAGGCGAAGAUACCCGCGACCAAGCCGUCUCAAGCUGCAUCGGCCGCCGACUACGAGCCUCGACAGGCAGCCGGCCAGGUCCAGGCCAUUGAGAAUGGUGCACAAGAUAUAAAGGCCACUCGAGGCUCUCCAGACUACGGUGCCAUUGCUGCGGCAGCGACUAAGGCUCAUGCUGAUGCAACCACCAACAUCAUGCUCCCUGGCAGCCACUCUUUGCGCAAUCGUGGCUUUCACAUUCCUGUCAAGAAGCAGCGCGCAGAUCAGCAGGACUACUAG